Molecule: messenger RNA, 3345 nt
Organism: Trypanosoma theileri
Lineage: Eukaryota; Euglenozoa; Kinetoplastea; Trypanosomatida; Trypanosomatidae
Exons: 1
Coding region: 1-3345 (1114 amino acids)
Source: RefSeq, a predicted model, not a curated record
AUGCUCACUCCUUCUACGUUGAACAGAAAAACGUCAUCUGCUGCAGUUGGUAUGAAUGCAAAAACCUUUGAAAUGAGUACCUCGCCCUCACGUAGUCCUUCAAUGACCUCAAGGAUUACAACAACAACAACAACAACACAGCAACAGCAAAAACAAGAGAAACAAUCAACAAAAACAGGGACAACAACAACAAUUGUUGAGCCUGAUACCACAGCUACUCCCCCGGUCGCACAAAAGAGUACGAGCCGGUUGCCUGCUGUUCCAAAUAUGAGUAGUAAUGACUUGCGAGAGGGAAGUGAAGGCAAAGAGGUACCUGCUCCUUCUACAUUGAAGAGGAAAACGUCAUCAGCUGCAGUUGGUGUGAAUGUAAAUGGAGGAAAUUCUGAUAAAGAGGAUCUUACUUCUCAAGCUUCUACGAAUUUAUUCCCUUUAUGUGCGAAACCACCUGGUAAACCACAAGAAUCACCUUCAAAUUCUAGUUUCCUAAGGCAUAAUGGUCAAGUCACUUCUGCCUCUAAUAAAAACAAAAACAGUAAUAAGGGUCCUGCUCAGAGUUCUCUAGCAUUGGCAAUGCUGAGCCCGGCCCAAGAUUCAGUCAUCUCUCUGAAGAUAUCUGAUAGGAAGUUAGAGAAAGAAUCUGGAACCAUUGCUGUAAAUAAGCAAGAUUCUUCAAAAAAUGCAGAGAAUGCUGUGAGCCCAUCAGUUGCUGCAUCGCCGAAAAAGAAUAGUAGUAGACGACAUCGUCAGAAUGGACGUUCACGAUCAUCCUCUUCCUCUACUAGUAAUUCUUCACUCUCCCAAUGCAAAACUCCACGUGAGCAGACUAAUGGGAAUGAGAUGUUUAAUUUAUACUAUGAUAACAAUGAUAUAAUGUAUGGAACUGAAAAAUUGAAUGAAAAAGUUGUGUCGUCACCGAAAAAUCGUUUACCCUUAAUGACAAAUAUUACUAAUGGAAACUCAGUUCAGGAAAACUCACCAGUUAGUGUAAAUAAACCUUCGUUCGAUGCUUUUGGUUUUUUAGACGAAGUUAGAUCUAAUUCUCUGCGAGGAUCACCAUCAUCCAUUCAAAAUCAGGAGAUUACAUCUGUAGAAAAUAAUGAAAUUUCCGUACUUGAGAAAUAUGUUCGUGAGGUUCAAUUAGACCUUUCCUUUUCAACAUUUAGACGUAUUGGGGCCAUUCUUGCUGCAUCUCGAACUCUUCGAGUCAUUAAUUUAAAAGGUUGUACCAUUGAAAAUGAAGAUUUGUAUGGAUUAGCUGAAAUUCCAACUCUUCGAAUACUUUGUGUUUCUCAUAUGCGUCAGUUAACGUCUUUACGUCCACUUGUUGUGAGAAAAAAUGGUGUAACGGCUAACAUUGAAGUUAUUGAUGCCCAAUGUACAUCCAUUGGAAAUGAUGGAAUUAUCGGACUUGGGAAAAUGCGUUCUUUGGAAUGUCUUGAUUUAAGUAUGACCUCUAUAACGGAUGUAACCCCUCUUGCGGAAAGUGACUCCUUGAUUGAACUCAAUCUUACAGCAACUCGGGUCACGACGGAGGGAAUUGCUGGUUUGGAGACUAUGCCAAAGUUAAAAACACUUAAUAUCAGUCGUACUAAAGUAGUAUCGCUACAAAGAAUUUCCAAAUCUACAUCGUUAGAAAACUUAAAAUUGUAUUCAUGUUGGGUACGGGAUGCGGGUAUGCGAGGGGUGGAGCGGAUGCCGCAAUUACGGCUUCUUGAUGUUAGUACAACCAAAAUAACAGAUUUAUCAUUUUUGAGUGUCAGUAAAUCAUUAAGAAGUGUAACAGCCCAGUGGUUGGCUUUGCGAAACUGCAAGGAUGUAGUGACGGAACGACGCUCAAGGAGAAAUGACAGUGCUCCUAUAGACUUCUUUGACGAUGUCGAUGAUGAGGAUGAGGAUGAGGAUGAAGAAGAAGAUGAUUAUUAUGAGGAUGAUGAUUAUGAAAAUGAUGUAGGAGAACAACAACAUGAAAAGUAUAAAAAGAAGAAAAGGAAGAAUAAUAAUAAUAACAAGGGUGAUGGAGAAGGAAGUGUCAAACGGCAAAGAUUAUUGAACCGCAAGAAUGAUAAUAACCCAAAAGGUGAUCAAGAAGCAGGAUUUUCAGGGUUAGCUAAUAUUCCAACAUUAGAGUAUGUAGAUCUCUCGUAUACCCUAAUUCGAAGCGUACGAUCACUAUUUAAAAGUAAGUCUAUUAAGACUUUGAUACUUCGACGAACACGUGUAGAUAGUGAGGGUAUUAAAGGUAUUCAACAACUACGUUCAUUACAGACACUUAUCAUUACCAAUAUAUCUGAACCUCCUAGUUUUGAUGGUGUAUAUCCAUUAACUCCAUCAAGUGGUGUUCUUGUCUCUAUAGCAGAUAUUGCCGGUAUACUUAAUAUGGUUGUGCUUGAUAUGUCCUUUACAGAUGUUUAUGAUCUUCGUAUGUUAUCUGCUUUAAAACAUCUACGAGAAUUAUAUCUUGUGGAAACACUUAUUACAGUAGAUGGAAUACGUGGAAUCGAACGACUUCCUUCAUUACGAAUAUUAGAUAUCUCUCAAACAAGUGUUCUCUCUUUGCAAUUUCUCUCUGCUGGAUGUCCAGUAUUAGAAAAAAUUCUUGUCAAGUCAAACCGUAAUGUACGUGGAUUUCGUGUUGGUAAUAUACAUAUCCUUCCCUCACUUGAACUUCUUGAUGUCAGUGAUACGAUUGUGGAAGAUAUUAAAAUGUUAUUUCGUCCUACUUGUCGAUUAAAACAACUUAUCUGGCGUUGGGGAGAACGUCGGGAUGCCACAGGUCCUAUUGAUGCCUUAUCAUCUUGGGUGAAAACAUCCAUAUUAGAAGGAAUGGAAUGUAUGCCUCAACUAGAGUAUUUAGAUCUCACCAAUACUGCCGUUUCCUCUGUUUCUUUUCUUGCCCAAUCUAAAUCAUUAAAACGACUUAUUUUAGCUCGUUGUAAUGCGCUGGUAAAUAAAGGUAUUUUAGGUUUAGAGCUUAUCUCCACAUUGGAGUUGCUAGACCUCACCUAUGCCUCCCAAAUAACAGAAGUACGCUCCCUCUGUACAUCCCCCUCUCUGUGUGAAUUGCGGCUUGGUUGGACGGGAUUAACAUUAGAAGGCAUGAAGGGAAUAUCGCAGAUCCCAACACUAAAGGUAUUAAACGUGAUGUCUACACCAGCAGAGGAAGAAGAAGAGGAAAGGACAAAAAUAGCGGUGAAUGAAAAAAGGGCUGAAAUGACAAUGAUGAAUGGUUUUACUAGUCCGUUGGGUAGAAAACCUAAUAUGGUUGAAACUACAGAGAUAUUUAGCAAUAAUUCAUCUGGACAGUUUAAAAGGCGAAGACUUCAACGUGUUUCAUUCAAAUUGUAA